AUGAGUGAGCUGAGCAAGCCCGAGGAAGACCUUCAGGACCCAGGCAAGGCCCAGGGCCCAGGCCCGGAGGAGGCGCAGCUGUUGGGGGCUGAGGCAGGGGAGGCUGCAUCUGCCUCGGCCUCCUCCCCCCAAGUCUCCUGCUCCGCCCUUGCGGAGGCCUUGCUCCAGGAAGCUUUGAAUGAGAUGGUGGCUAACCUGAUCAAGUUCCUGCUCUUCAAGUAUCGAGCCAAGGAGCUGACUUCCCAGGCAGAAAUGCUGAAGAAGGUCCUCAGGGAUAACCAGGAGCACUUCUCAGUGGUCUUCAGCCAAGCCUCAGAGUGCCUAAGGCUGGUCUGUGGUGUGGAGGUGAAGGAGGUGGACCCCAGGGAGCACAUCUACAUCAUGGUCCCCACCCUGGGCCUCACCUGCAAUGCGAUGCUGAGCAGUGGGCAGAGCAUGCCCAAGGCCGGCCUCCUGGUGCUGGGGCUCCAGGAACCAGGAGGCAAAGGCAGAGGUCUGAGGCCUGUGUCCACGGGUCAGAGAACAGAGAAGGUCCAGGCAGUACCAGGAAUCAAGGUGAGGAGGGUGCCCUGA
Rangifer tarandus platyrhynchus (Svalbard reindeer) is the source of this 573-nucleotide messenger RNA. The record is from the annotation of a GenBank genome assembly. NCBI's taxonomy places the organism in Eukaryota, Metazoa, Chordata, Mammalia, Artiodactyla, Cervidae.